AUGCGUUCAUCGCUUGUUGUGACCUCGGUCCCGCGAUCUGCUACAGUCAUCCUCGCUGUAUUCAUUGCAGUCGGUACUACUCUUGGUACUUGUCGGCGACCUGGUUCUGACUCCCCUCCAAUUGGCGUACUUGCACAAUCUGGAUUUCCUGGAGUUUCUGGUGUUUUUGGACUUACCACAUUAUCUAUCACAAUAGGUACAGACGGUGUAACACCACCGCGUAAAUUGUAG
Batrachochytrium dendrobatidis JAM81 is the source of this 231-nucleotide messenger RNA. RefSeq lists its product as uncharacterized. The coding region runs from base 1 to 231 and encodes 76 amino acids. NCBI's taxonomy places the organism in Eukaryota, Fungi, Chytridiomycota, Chytridiomycetes, Rhizophydiales. The record is from RefSeq and is a predicted model, not a curated record. The transcript has a single exon.